Molecule: messenger RNA, 1575 nt
Organism: Lampris incognitus (smalleye Pacific opah)
Lineage: Eukaryota; Metazoa; Chordata; Actinopteri; Lampriformes; Lampridae
Gene: sucla2
Product: succinate-CoA ligase ADP-forming subunit beta
Exons: 11
Coding region: 1-1398 (465 amino acids)
Biological process (GO): tricarboxylic acid cycle; succinyl-CoA metabolic process
Cellular component (GO): mitochondrion; succinate-CoA ligase complex
Molecular function (GO): ATP binding; succinate-CoA ligase (ADP-forming) activity; metal ion binding
Source: RefSeq, a predicted model, not a curated record
AUGGCGACGUCCCUAAUUUGUGGCCGCUUGACAGCUAGCCUAAGAAAAUCGGGGACCAGAACGACAAUUAACUCUGCAUCCAAGGUUCUAGGUGGCUCUCCAGGUCUAUUUGGUGGCCAUGGGAAACAGCAGCAGCCCCCCCACUUCCAGCAGCAGAGAAACCUCUCUCUGCAUGAGUACAUGAGCAUUGGCCUGCUGAAAGAGGCUGGCAUCUCAGUGCCAGCAGGCAUGGUGGCCAGCUCCUCGGACGAAGCAUAUGCUGUUGCCAAGAAGAUUGGUUCCAAGGAUCUAGUUGUGAAAGCCCAAGUGCUGGCUGGUGGUAGGGGGAAGGGGACCUUUGAGGGCGGACUAAAAGGAGGCGUGAAGAUCGUCUACUCGCCAGAGGAGGCCCGUGACAUCUCAUCUCAGAUGAUUGGUCGAAAGUUGUACACAAAGCAGACAGGGGAGGCUGGUCGUAUCUGCAACCAGGUUUUCAUUUGUGAGCGCAGGUAUCCACGCAGGGAGUACUACUUUGCCAUUACAAUGGAGAGAUCCUACCAGGGUCCCGUGUUGAUAGGCAGUUCUCAGGGAGGCGUGAACAUCGAAGAUGUGGCAGCGGAGAAUCCAGACGCCAUUGUUAAGGAGCCUAUUGACAUUGUGGAAGGCAUCAAGAUGGAGCAGGCUGUCAAGGUAGCACAGAAAAUGGGUUUUCCCACAGCACUGAUAAACGAAGCUGCUGAGAACAUGAUCAAACUGUACAACGUUUUCAUGAAGUAUGAUGCAUCCAUGUUGGAGAUCAACCCCAUGGUGGAGGACUCCUCAGGCAUUGUGAUGUGCAUGGAUGCCAAGAUCAACUUCGACUCAAACGCAGCAUACCGCCAGAAGAAGGUGUUUGACAUGCAGGACUGGACCCAGGAGGACCCCCGGGACCGGCAGGCCGCUAAGGCUGACCUCAACUACAUCGGCCUAGAUGGAACCAUUGGCUGCCUGGUAAACGGAGCAGGUCUGGCCAUGGCCACCAUGGACAUCAUCAAACUCCAUGGUGGCACGCCAGCCAACUUCCUGGAUGUGGGGGGUGGAGCCACAGCCCACCAGGUGACUGAAGCCUUCAAGCUCAUCACCUCCGAUAGGAAGGUGCAGGCCAUCCUGGUGAACAUAUUUGGAGGUAUCAUGAGAUGUGAUGUCAUCGCCCAGGGCAUCAUCAUGGCUGUUACAGACCUGGAUCUCAAGAUACCCAUUGUUGUGCGGUUACAAGGGACGAGAGUGGAUGAUGCCAAAGCACUGAUUGCUGCCAGCCCACUGAAGAUCUUGGCCUGUGACGACCUGGAUGAGGCUGCCAAAAUGGUUGUGAAGCUUUCUGAAAUCGUGUCACUGGCUAAGGAGGCUCAAGUUGACAUCACCUUCCAGCUGCCCAUCUAAGUCAUCAUGACCUUUGACCUCCACCCCAAUCAUCCACAUUCACGCACACUCCUCCCCCGAACUCCUGCUUCCCCAACAGUCAGAAAGACGAGCCUCUUGCACCUGGGAGAAAAUGACCUUUGAGACAGCUGUUUUUUUUUUUUUUUAGAUCCUCGAGUUUUUUUUUUAGAUUUACUC